Messenger RNA from Sphenostylis stenocarpa, 411 nucleotides. The record is from the annotation of a GenBank genome assembly. NCBI's taxonomy places the organism in Eukaryota, Viridiplantae, Streptophyta, Magnoliopsida, Fabales, Fabaceae.
AUGGCAGAGCUGCAAUCAAAGCCCGAAACUGCCCUUACUCAGGCUGCGGUUGUGGCUGAGGUGCCAUCGAACGACACCGUUGUAAUGGAAGCUUCUGGAGCACAUGAGGCCAAAGCUGUCGAUGUAGCACCCGAGAGUGACUUUUGCAGUGAACGUCUGCUUGGGAAGACAGCAAGAAGAUACGUAUCGAUUGAAGCUGAGUUGAAAAAAAUAGAGGAAAAACUGGAGAAAAAGAGAGCACAAUAUGGUGAAAGGAUGAAAAACAAGAUGGCUUUAGUUCACAAGGAAGCAGAGGAGAAGAGGGCAGUGAUUGAAGCCAAGGGUAGUGAAGAGAUUCUGAAGACAGAGGAAAUGGCUGCAAAAUACCGUGCAACAGGAACCACACUAAAGAAGACCAUGGGAUGCUUUUGA